AUGUUUUCAUUAUUAAUAAUCAAUAGAAAUCUUCGAAAUCUUCAGCAAAUAUCUUGCCGUCUGUUAUCAUCUUUAUCAAAGAACUACAUAUGUGAUUCGUCUGUCAUCGAAGCUUAUCAUACAAAUCCACAAUUAAAAUCAAUUAUUGAUCGACAAGAACAUCAAUUCUAUUAUCAUGCUGAUAGUAAAAUAAAACAAGAACUACCAUCUGUUUUCAAACAAAUUUCAAGUGGUUCUCAUUCUCCAAAAAAUCCAUAUUAUCUCACCAAUUCGACAUCUGAAAAUACAAUUGAUCAUACAACAUCAAACAAAAUAUCUAUUGAUGAAUUUAUUAAAAUAACACCAUGGAAUGAUCGUGGUAAGGGUAAAUUUCCAGGUUUAAUUGGUAUGGAAAUUUUAUCUAUGUCACAUGAUUAUGUUUCUUGUCAGCUUAAAAUUCGUGAAGAACUUCUAGCACCAAAUGGUUAUCUUCAUGCUGGUGUUGUUGUUACUCUAGCUGAUACAGCUUGUGGUUAUGGUUGUAUGUAUUCCAAACCUUCUAAAGCUAAAUCAUUUACAACAAUUGAAUUAAAAUCAAAUUUUAUCGGAACAGCAAAAGCACAAGCCGUAUUAACGUGUGAAGCUCGUUUAAUUCAUCAAGGAAAAACAACACAAGUUUGGGAUGCCCAAAUGUACACAAUUGAUUUUAUAUUAGCUCAUGUACCAAGAUUACGUUGA
Messenger RNA from Rotaria sordida, 717 nucleotides. Lineage: Eukaryota; Metazoa; Rotifera; Eurotatoria; Philodinida; Philodinidae. The record is from the annotation of a GenBank genome assembly.